Messenger RNA from Enterobius vermicularis (human pinworm), 3930 nucleotides. NCBI's taxonomy places the organism in Eukaryota, Metazoa, Nematoda, Chromadorea, Rhabditida, Oxyuridae. The record is from the annotation of a GenBank genome assembly.
AUGGCAACUGAAACGGUGACAUUCCGAGACGCGAUCAGCAAUGUCGACCUUUUGGAAGACUUAGCUAUUUGUGACAAUCAGCCAUGUAUCGAAUCUCAGCCCUUGCCGCUUCUCUGUCGCGUAAACUUUGACACCAGCUUCGAGGAUAGGAAUGCGUACAUAACUGGCGUUUCCAAGUACAUAGAGGAAGCAACACGACACGCCGAAUUUCGGGGUCGAUUGCACGCCGCCUGUGUUUACUCAUUUUUUAUUCAUCUAUUUCAUUUGAAGGCAAAGUCAAACGACCAGCCAAACCGUGUUGAAAUCAACGAGAAAGUCGUACAAGUUUUGAAUCCUGAAGUCGAUAAACUUUACCAGUUUAUGCAUUUUACUAACCGUGCAAUUCGCCGAUUCUGUGAUGAAGUUAAACGUUUAUGCCAUCCUGAAAAACGUAAAGAUUUCGUUUCUGAAGCGUACCUGCUUACACUUGGAAAGACGCUGAACAUGUUUGCCGUUCUCGACGAACUUAAAAAUAUGAAAGCUUCAAUAAAGAACGACUUUUCAACUUUUCGUAGAUCAGCUCAGUUUCUUCAAGUAAUGGCGGAUACAAACACAAUCCAUGAAAUGCAAAACCUUAGCAUGUUCCUCGCUACUCAAAAUAAAAUAAAAACAGAUCUUCAAAAAGAAUUGCGUAAAAUUGAAGGCUUUGAAGAACUUUUGGCAGAUGUUGUUAAUAUAUGCAGCCUCUUGUUCGAAAACCGUAUGUAUAUUACUCCAGCUGAUAGGCAUAUGUUUGUGAAGGCCAUUGCGUUUGCACUAUUUUUGAUGGGUGGUGAAGCUACUGCAAAGCUUGAUCAGCGUAGGCGAAUCAGUAUUGCUAAACUGGACAAGAUAUUUCAAUCUCUCGAGGUAGUGCCACUAUUUGGUGACUUACAAAUCCAACCUUUUUCAUUUGUAACUCGAUCUACUCAGUUUGAGGCCUCACGCUGGCCCAACGCUAGUGGAGAAGGUGAGAAGUGUCAUGUAAAUAUCACAGAAAGAGUUAUUAAAAUACGUGAGCAUCAUAUGGAAUAUGUCACUCAUCUUUCUCGACUUAGUAAUGGGUGUUUUUCUGAUUCGAGUGAUUCGAAUCAUUUGUUAGAACUGUGGAUGAUAAUAGUUGAGAAAGAGCUUACUUUAUCGGCAACUCAGGUGGCUAUUUACGACAAAGAUGGACCCCGUAGCGAUUCAGAAAAUCGUGAAAUGACCCAGUUGGCACUUAGUGGCGUCCAACUUCUGUGUAGCUGGACAAGUGACGUAGUUGAAACAAUCUCUUGGAAACUGCUCCAUCCUACAGAUCAUCGGGCAAAUAGAGAUUGCCCAGAAGAUGCAGAGGAGUAUGAACGCGCAACAAAAUAUAAUUAUUCUUGUGCAGAGAAGGCAGCUCUUAUUGAGGCAAAAAAUUUUUUGUUUUUUUCUCAAUUUAUUUUUUUCACGAUAUCUAUGAUAAAAAGCGUCCAAAUGAUGCUCAGCAAGCUUGAGUCUGUUUUGAGCAUAGCUAUAAGAAGACAUAUCUAUGCAGAACUGCAAGAUUUUGUUCAAAUAACUUUACGGGAGAUGUUGCAUAAGGCAGUGAAAAACAAAAAAGACCUUUUAUCGAGUAUUAUUCAGUCAAUAUGUGACACUUGUGUGGAUAAUUGUUCUGGUCAUUUUGAUUCGCAUUCGUCUGAUAUUGGGAAAUCAAAAAAGCAUAAGCAGACGGCUGUACUGGGCUCUGUAAACGAUAUUCGAACUGCAAGGCGGUGUGUUGCUCCUAGUAGUACACAGCUAUAUAUGGCUAGGACUAUGACGGAGUCGCUAAUAUCUGAAAGAGGAGGUGGGAGGCGUUUGUUAAGGAAGGAAAUCGAAGCAAAGCAUAUUGAGAAGCUGGCAAACUUUUUGAGAAUGAGUUUUCAUUGGCCUGCUCUACUGUGUUUCUCAGAAACUUUGUCCGAAUGCUGUGAACUUUCACAGUUAUGGUUUCGGGAAUUUUAUCUUGAAAUGAGCAUGGGAAGAAGGAUACAAUUUCCGAUUGACAUGUCUAUACCAUGGAUACUGACGGAUUACAUUUUAACAAGUCAAGAUCCUAGAUUAAUCGAAUGUAUAUUUUAUCAGCUGGAUCUUUACAACGAUGCCGCAAACUAUUCUUUAACAAGAUUUCGGAAACAGUUUCUUUAUGACGAAGUCGAGGCAGAGGUCAAUUUAUGCUUCGACCAACUAGUUUUCAAGUUAAGCGACUCUGUGUUCACUUACUUCAAACAGCUCGCAUCGAGCAUGCUGCUGGACAAACGAUUCAAAAGCGAUUGCCAGAGUUUGGGAUUCACUAUUAGAAUGCCGCCUUGUUUUCGCUAUGAAACCUUACUGAAGCAAAGGCAUUUACAGAUUUUGGGGAGAUCAAUUGAUCUUAAUCGUCUAGUCAGCCAGCGCAUUAACGUUGCUCUCAUCAGAGCACUUGACGUUGCAAUUUCAAAAUUUGAAGCGGAACCUCUUGCAUCUGUUGUGGUAUUAGACAGUUUACUGGAGGAAAAUCGUUUGUGCCACAGGUUGAUGCGAGAGCAUCUUGGUUCAAUUUCAGAUUUUCAUGAUUUGUUUCUUGAAGCAAAUCAUAAUGUAUCAGCUCCUUAUGGGAGGAUUACAAUCCAUAUUUUCUGCGAAUUGGACUUAGACGUUAUGCCAAAUUUCUGUUACAAUGGUUCGACACACAGGUUUGUUCCUUCAAGGCAUAUGACUCAGGAGUUAACAAAACGGGAAAAGUAUCCUAAUGCGGCAUUGCAGUACUUCUGGGGGUCAAAGUCACUGGGCGCAGCUUUUGAGACCCUUUUCAAGAUGUAUUCUGGAUUCAUUGGUAUGCCUCAUUUAAAAGCAAUGGCAAGGUUGCUUGGAUACCAAGGAAUUGCAGCAAUUUUGGAAGAAUUAAUCAAAAUUGCUCAAGAACUGAUAAACGGGUCUCUGCGCGGUCAUGUUAGAGCAAUCUUCAAUUCAAUGCCAAAAAUAUGCAAACUGCCGAGAUAUGAUUAUGGUUCUCCAGGAGUUUUGGAAUAUUACCUUGCGCAUCUUGCUAAUGUGGGCAAGUAUCCGGAUCUAAAGAAAGAAAUGUGUCAGGUCCUCAGGAAAAUUGGAAAUAUUAUUGUUUUUUGCUUGCAAUUGGAAUUGGCAAUGUCUCAGGAAGAAAUCGUCGAUUUAUUAACUGCAGCGCCCUUCACAAAUCUUUUGAAAUGUAUUGAUAGAUUUUUAGAAGCAGAGGAAGAGAUAAAAAUUAAAAAGUUGGAGCAGAAAUAUUCGCGUAUCCAAAUUGCUUCGGUCGUUGCACAAAUUGGAGAUCUCAAGCAAAGUGCAAUUGCUAGAGAAGGGGAGCUUUUAACUAAGGAACGGCUGUGUUGCGGCCUUAAUAUCUUUCAAAUGUUCUUGUCGAAGAUUAGGGAAAUUCUUUCUGCGGAUACGCUGUGGACUGGUGGAUUUCCGACGAAUGGGGUUAUGUGGUUGGACGAGUGCGUUGAAUUUCACAGAGCUUGGUCCGCGAUGCAGUUCUUCUUUUGCCAGCCACCCCCACCUAGUUCGGGUGGAGUAGAACAGGCUACGGAACCAUUAAUAGAGGCAGUUUAUGGUGACGGGCUUCAUUGGGCAGGCAACACAAUCGUUAUACUGUUAGGACAACAUCGUCGAUUUGAAAUUCUAGAUUUUAGCUAUCACUUGUUACGAGUACACCGUGCUGACGGAAAAAAUGGUGUGGUGAAAGGAAUCAAGCUUUCAAACAUGGUGGAUCGUAUUCGUCGGUUCCAGCUACUAAACAGUCAAAUUUUUGGUGUAUUGGAUAAUUACCUUCAGCCAGUAAACGAAAGUGGUGAAGAGAUGGUCGAUGAUAGCAGAGUCGUCAGGGAAUUCGCUCCUCCAGUUCACCAGUCUAUCGCGCAACAGUUUCCUUCAUGUGAAUAG